AUGACUGUAACUUCCACCAAAACCCCUUCAUUCAAAUUGAACACUGGAGCGUUGCUUCCAGCCAUUGGACUUGGUACCUGGAAAUCAAGUGAAGAAGAUGCCUAUACCGCGGUUCUUUCGGCACUAAAAGCUGGCUACAAGCACAUCGAUACUGCUGCGAUAUACAGAAAUGAGCGAGCAGUAGGCAAAGCCAUCAGGGAUUCCGGAAUUCCAAGAGAUGAACUUUUCAUCACGACAAAGCUGUGGAGUACUCAACAUAGAGAUCCAAAAGCUGCUCUGGAUGGCUCCCUUGAGAGGCUAGGACUCGACUACGUUGACCUUUACCUAAUUCACUACCCUGUUGCAUUUAAAACUGAUAGAAUUGAGGACGGAAACCCAUUCUGCUUUCCUUUGUUGCCCAAUGGUAAACGUGACGUUGACAUUGUCGAUUGGGAUUUUGUCAAGACCUGGAGGCUCGUGCAACACUUGCCAGAAUCUGGGAAGUGUAAAGCUGUUGGUGUAUCGAACUUCUCAAUUAACAAUUUGAAGACGCUCCUAGAGUCUGAUGAAAAAUUUGCUGUUCCUGCGGUAAACCAGGUUGAAAUCCAUCCACAGUUACCUCAAACUGAACUCAUCGAUUUUUGCAAGUCAAAGGAUAUUGUUGUUGAGGCCUAUUCGCCUUUGGGUUCUACGGGCUCGCAAAUGUUGACUGAUGAUACUUUGCAGAAAAUUGCCGAGAAGUNNNAAGAUGCCCAACCUGCCCAGAUCUUGAUCAAUUGGGGUAUCAGUCGGGGGUACUGUGUUUUGCCAAAAUCUGUCACACCAAAGAGGAUUGAAGCUAACGCAAGGAUUAUUGACAUUAAGAAGGAGGACUUGUUGAAAGUAACAAAUCUAAUCGACAUCCUCGGUCCUAAGAGAUAUUUGGAACCUGAUUGGUCACCAUUUCCAAUCUUCGAAUAA
Torulaspora delbrueckii is the source of this 939-nucleotide messenger RNA. RefSeq lists its product as uncharacterized. Gene Ontology annotation, cellular component: cytosol. Bases 1 to 939 code for a protein of 312 amino acids. Gene Ontology annotation, molecular function: aldose reductase (NADPH) activity. The transcript has a single exon. The record is from RefSeq and is a predicted model, not a curated record. Lineage: Eukaryota; Fungi; Ascomycota; Saccharomycetes; Saccharomycetales; Saccharomycetaceae.